Molecule: messenger RNA, 4166 nt
Organism: Dama dama (fallow deer)
Lineage: Eukaryota; Metazoa; Chordata; Mammalia; Artiodactyla; Cervidae
Gene: ARL9
Product: ADP ribosylation factor like GTPase 9
Exons: 5
Coding region: 7-1095 (362 amino acids)
Molecular function (GO): GTP binding; GTPase activity
Source: RefSeq, a predicted model, not a curated record
GUGGGGAUGGAGAGGGGGAAAGUAAAGAGGGAGAAGGGGAAGGAGCCGGAGAAAGAGAAAACUCAGCAAAAAGGAAAGGAGGAGAAAAACAAAAAGAAGGUGGAGAAGGAGAAAAUCAAGGAGAAAGAAAAGGGAAAGGAGAAGAUUACGGAGAAAGAAAAGGGGAAGGAGGAGAAGAUUAAGGAGAAAGAAAAGGGGAAAGAGGAGAAGAUUAAGGAAAAGAACGGGAAGGAGAAAAAAGAAAAGGGGAAGGAGGAGAAGACUGAGAAGGGGAAGGAGGAGAAAAUUAAGGAAAAGGAGAACGGGAAGGAGAAAAAGGGGGGGAAGGAGGAGAAAACUAAGGAAAAGGAGAACAGGAAGGGGGAGAAAAGUAAGAGAAAUGAGGAUGAAAAGAAGCAAGAGCGGGAGACGGAGAAAGAGAAGCAGCAAUUCAAGGAAAAAGAAGAGAAAGACAAGGACAACAGCACGUUGAUAAAAAUCCCACUGGCGCCGCUGGAGAAAAAUAAGCAGAUCCUAGUGCUGGGCCUGGAUGGGGCAGGAAAGACCAGUAUUCUCCACUUUCUUGCUUUAAACCGAGUCCAGCGCAGUGUGGCCCCCACCCAAGGUUUCAAUGCAGUGUGCAUCAGCACCCAGGACCACCAGAUGGAGUUCCUGGAGAUUGGCGGCAGUGAACCUUUCCGUUCCUAUUGGGAAAUGUACCUGUCCAAGGGCUUGCUGUUGGUAUUUGUGGUGGAUUCAGCAGAUCACAAAAGACUACCUGAAGCCAAGAAAUACCUUCAUCAACUAAUUGGAACAAACCCGGUCCUUCCUCUGGUUGUGUUUGCAAACAAACAGGAUCUUGAAGCAGCCUAUCACAUUACAGAUAUCCAUGAAGCUCUGGCAUUAUCUGAGGUGGGAAAUGACAGGAAGAUGUUCUUGUUCGGAACCCAGGUGACUGAGAGCGGCUCAGAGAUACCGUCCAUCAUGCAGGACGCCAGAGACCUGAUUGCACAGCUGGCUGCAGACACAAGUGACCGGCACAGCCUCUACGAGACUCACGACUUCCAGUUUCCAGUCCAGCAUGUAAGAAGCUUGGAAGCCAUGAGGCCAUUCUAACAAGUAAAAAGCUGAACAGACUGAAAAAUCAGUGUUGGAGAGACGAACGGAAUACAGAGAAUGACAGUUUACCAGAGCAGAGACUCAUAAUGGGAACUCCCCAUGGGGACCAGUGCCUGCCUGUUAGUCACUCAGUUGUGUCCAACUCUUGGCCACCCAUGGGCUGUAGCCCGCCAGGCGCCUCUGUCCAUGGGAUUCUCCAGGCAAGAAUACUAAAGUGAGUUGCCAUUCCCUUCUCCAGGGAGAUCUUCCCAACCUGGGAUUGAACCUGAGCCUUCUGCAUGGCAGGCAGAUUCCUUACCACUGAGCCACCUGGGAAUCCCACUCUGUUAUUAGCAGAGAGUAACCAGAGCCUGACUGACCUGGAGGAAAGGAAAUACCCAACUCUAGUCCACUCCAGUCAUUCUGUUCCACCUAAGAGGGCAGAAAACUAAGACUUAAGUCUGCAGUCCAGAGGCACAGAGUCUCUAAAAGGCUGAGACCUCAUCAUAAGACUAUAGAAUAUUCUCCCUUCCCCCACCUCACCAACACAUUGCUAAAGGCCUAUUUAUAGAAGUUCCUUUUACCCAAUACAUCAUGCCUGGCUAUCAGGAAAAGCUACAAGACAUACUAAAAGGAAAAAAACACAGAAGAGACACAGCAUGCACUGUACAGAAAUGAAGAAUGUUUGAUGGGCUUGUUAAAAGACUAGACCUGGCUAAGGAAAGAAUCUCUGAGCUUGAGGAUAUCUCAAUAGAAACUUCCAAAACUGAAAAUCUAAGAGAGCAAGGACUGGAAAAACAGAACAGAAUAUGCAAGGACUGUGGGACAACCACAAAAGUUGCAAUAUGUGUUUAAUGGGAAACCAGAAAGAGGAAAGAAAGGAACAAUAAAUAUUUGAAACAGUGACUGAGAAUUUCUCCAAAUUAAUGUCAGACACCAAACCAGAGAUCUCAGAAGUGCAGAGAACAUCAAGGAGGAUAAAUGCCCCCAAAAAACCAUACAUAGGCAUAUCACUUUUAAGCUGCAGAAAAUCAAAGAUGAAGAAAAUUUAAAAACCUAGAAAGUAGUCAGUGGGAAAAACACCUUACUGUGAAGGAUCAAAGAUAAGAAAUACAUUAAACUUCUUAGAAACUAUGGAAACAGGGAGAGUGGAAUAAAUAUAGUGUUGAGAGAAAGAACCAUCAGCCUAGAUGUGUACCCUGUGAAAUCCUUCAAAAGUGAAAGAGAGGGCUUCUCUGGUGGCUCAGUGGUAAAGAACCCUCCUGCCAGUGUAGGAGACAUGGGUUCUAUUCCUGAUCCAGGAAGAUCCCACAGGCCACGGAGCAGCCACACCCGUGAGCUGCAACUACUGAGCCUGUGCCUACAGCCCGGGAGCCGCAGCUACUGAAGCCCGGGUGCCCUCGAGCCUGCAGCUAGAGAAGCCUGCGCAAUGCAACCAUAGUGUAGCCCCACUCGCUGCAACUGGAGCCAAGCCCACACAGCAACAAAGAGCCAGUGUAGCCAAAAAUAAAUUAAUUAAUUUUUAAAAAAUUUUAAGUGAAGAAAAAAGAAUUUCUGAGACAAAAAUUGAGGGAAUUUGUGGCCAGUACUUCUGCAUUGCAAGAAAGAUUAAGAGAGAAGAAAAAUAGUAGAGUUCAGAAAUUUGGAUCUAUAUAAAAGAAGAACACUGGGAAAAGAAUAAGUGAGGAUAAAAUCAAAACUUAUUUUUCUUAUUCUUAAUUCAUCUGACAGAUUACAGUUUCUUCAAAAUAAUAACAGCAAGCACUAUAUUUGACUAUGUAUGCUUAUGUGUGUGUAUAAAUGUUACAACAGCAGUGAUAGAAGGAAUGAGAGGAAGGAAUUAGGAUUUAGUCAUCAUAAGGUUUUCACACUACCUGUGAAAUGGUAUAGUGUUCUUUAAAGUAGACUUGGAUUUCUUGUUAAUAUAUAUUGCAAACUCUAAGACAACCACUGAAAAAAUAAAGGAAGUUAUAACUGAUAUGCCAAGAAAAGAGAGAAAAUGAAAUCAAGUAAAAUGCUCAAAACCACAAAAGGGAGAAAAAGAGUGGAAGACAAAAAGAGAAACAACAAGGACAAAUAGAAAACAAUAAAAAUAUGGUAUCUAUUAAUCCAACUAAAUCAAUAAUCACUUUGUAGGUCAAGGAUCUAAAUGCACCAGUUGAAAGACAGAAAUUGUCAGGGUGGAUUUAAAAAAAAGAUCCAGCCAUAUGUUGCCUACAAGAAACUCACUUGAAGUAUAAAGAGACAUAUGGAUUAAAAUUAAAUAAAUGGAGAAAGAUAUAACACUAAUCAAAAGAAAGCAGCAGUAGCUAUAUUAAUUUCAGACAGAGAAGACUUCAGAGUAAUGAAAGUUACCAGGGAUAAAGAAGGCAAUUAUACGUAAAGCACAAACAACAUCAAACUAAAAAGCCUCUACAUAGCAAAAGAAGCCAUCAAAAAAAUAAGAAAACAACCAAUGGAUUGGGGGAAAUAUUUGUAAACCACCUAUCUGAUAAAGGGUUAAUAUUAAAAAUAUAUAAAGAACUCAUACACUCCAUUAAAGAAAAAUAUAAAGGACAAAGGACCUGAACAGACGUUUUUUUCCUCAAAGAAGUUCUUUUAUAAAUAACAAGUACAUGAAAAUAUGCUCAACAUCACUCAUCAUUAGGAAAAUAUCAAUUAAGCAAUGAGAUAUCCCCUCAAGCCUAGUAGAACGGCCAUCAUCAAAAAGACGCGAUAACAAGUGCUGCCUUGGAUGUAGAGCAAAGGGAAUCUUUGGUACUGUUGGUGGGAUUGUAAGUUGGUACAGCCACUGUGAAAAACAGUAUGGAGGCUUCUCAAAAAGUUAAAAUAGAACUAUCAUAUAAUUCAGCAACUCCACUUCUGAGACUAUAACCAAAGGAAAUGAAAAUACUAACUCAAAAAGAUAUCUACACCACCAUGUUCCUAGCAGCGUUAUUUACAAUAGCAAAGACAUAGAAACAACCUAAGUGUCCGCUGAUAGGCAAAUGGAUAAAAGAAUUUGUAGUGUAUACAGUGGAGUAUUAUUUAGCCAUAAAAAAGGAAAUUCUAUCCUUUGCAACAUAGAUGGACCACGAAGCAUUAUGCUA